CCCCGCGACCUUCACCCUUUAUUCCAGGGAAACCGAUUGCUUCGUAGCGGAGUAGUUUUCCGAUGUGGAAAAUUAUCUAAUUAGCAUUUUGCCGGUAGUAUAAAAGACGAACAACCCUCCAAGAUGCGCAUAAGGGAAGAACGAACACCAGAAAUCUUUUCACAAAUCUUCACAGCCAAGAAUGGAAUCAGAAUCUGUCACCUCAAGAGAUACCAGAAAUGGUUUGGACAGACGUAACUUCUUGGCUCCACCCGCGAAGCUUAUGAAAUUUGGGAAGUCUGAAGACACAACCAUGGUGUCUGUAGACGACAACAGCAGUUGUGGCGACGUGAGCGAGUUGUCGGACGACAGUGCUGUCUGGGGUCUGAGAGAUAUGGAAUCUCUUGAAGAGGAGAGCUGCGAUUCCGUCAUUUCCGGUAACAGCACGACCUUCCGCACCCAGCCUGCCGGGCAGGAGGACUUCCUGCGUGACAUCUUCAAGGUCAUCAUGGAGGACAUUGUCCAAAAGGCCGGAGAUCGAGAGGGCAAGGUCAUUGAAUGGAUGGCUCCCGAAGAGUUAUCGGCCAAGAUGGACCUGGAGCCUCAGCCAACGAGCGAAAGCCAUGAACAGCUUAUGGAUAGGGUCAAGGACGUUAUCAAAUAUAGCGUCAAAACCGGUCAUCCUCACUUCGUCAACCAGCUGUUCUCCAGUCUGGACCCAUAUGGUCUUGCUGGUCAACUCGUGACGGACGCUCUCAACUGCAGUCUCUACACGUACGAAGUCGCUCCCGUCUUUACCGUCAUGGAACAGGCGGUGUUGGCGAAGAUGAGACAACUGAUUGGCUACGAGGGCGGGGACGGAAUCUUUGCUCCUGGCGGAUCCAUUGCCAACAUCAUGGCGUUGAGUUGCGCCCGACAGAUGGCGUUCCCCGAGACAAAGAAGCGGGGCCUGUUUGGGCUGCCACAGUUGGUGUUGUACACGUCUGAGCUGGCCCACUACUCCAUCAGGAAAGCGGGAUGUCUUCUCGGAUUUGGGGAUGAUAACGUCAGACUGGUCAAGACUGAUGCUCAAGGUCGGAUGAUCCCCGAGGACCUCGAAGCCCAGAUUGAGGACACAAAACAGCAGGGUGGACGUCCGUUCUUAGUUGUGGCCACAGCAGGAACAACAGUGUUUGGCGCCUUCGACCCCAUCAACGACAUCGCCGACGUUUGUGUCGCUAAUGGUUUAUGGCUUCACGUGGAUGGUGCUUGGGGAGGUGGCGUCCUCAUGUCCCGACGUCAUCGUGGGUUGAUGGAAGGCGUGGAUCGCGCAGAUUCAGUCACUUGGAACCCUCAUAAACUUCUAGGUGCUCCACAGCAAUGUUCAACCUUCCUCACAAAACACGAGGGCGUGCUGCAGGCGGCUCACAGCGCCAAGGCAUCUUACCUUUUCCAACCAGACAAGUUCUACGACGUCAGUUACGACACCGGCGACAAGACGUUCCAGUGUGGCCGUAAGGUCGAUGUCUUCAAGUUUUGGCUCAUGUGGAAGGCCAAGGGUACACGAGGUUUGGAGCAACACGUCAACACUCUGUUCGACAACACCAAGUAUUUUGUAGAAAGACUUAAAGUGCGAGAAGGCUUUCAAUUGGUCGUCUCAGAACCACAACUGACCAAUGUCUGCUUCUGGUACAUCCCACCAUCACUGAGGAAAGUCCCGGAAGGCCCAGAAUUCCGUGCUCGACUCCACAAGGUGGCGCCGCUUAUCAAGGAGCGCAUGAUCCGCACAGGGUCCAUGAUGAUUACCUACCAGCCACAGAAAGAGCAUGUCAACUUCUUCCGGUUGGUGCUGCAGAGUUCAGGGACAACGUUUGAAGACAUGGACUAUUUUCUCGACCAGAUUGAAACACUUGGUCGUGAUAUAAUUGUGUGAACUGUGAAACAAGUGAUAUAACAUUUUAGAGACGAGCUUUCCCGGUGCUCUGUGAUGAUUAGUUGCUUGACACGUGACAUGAAGUGAUCACGUGGGGGCGACAGUGACAAGACACAAACAAAUGUUACUUCAUUGUCUAAACAUUUGGGACACUACUUAAUGACAGGGUACAAAGAUGAGUUUAUUUUAGAGAAACUUAUUUGCUUCCAUUUGAAUUUUUGCGCUAGUGGAAAUUAUGCUAAAACGAUGAAAUUAUCAUAGUAUAACAUUAAUGGUAUUGAAUUUAUUAUACGUUGAGUAUAUCACACUGGUGCCGAUAAACGUUUUGUAACAGAUUGUUAAGAAAGCUAUUCCCUCCCUUGAUACGUGAAUACGUCUGUGAUAAUCAAUGACAAAGAAGUAAAAUGACAUUAACUCCGUCUCUAGGGACAAUCCAUGACAAAGAAGUAAAAUGACAUUAGGUUCGUCAAAAGUGGAACAGAAUCUCCAAGGCUUCAAAGGAAGUCAGUGGUUUCAUGUGCAAUCAAUUGAAUGCUGGUUUCACUGGCCUUGUUACGUCACACUGUAUAUACUGUUAUUGUUUAUAUAUUUUCAUUCCAAAUAAAACUAUUUUACAAUAAA
Haliotis rubra (blacklip abalone) is the source of this 2512-nucleotide messenger RNA. Its product is annotated as cysteine sulfinic acid decarboxylase-like. The coding region runs from base 182 to 1891 and encodes 569 amino acids. Lineage: Eukaryota; Metazoa; Mollusca; Gastropoda; Lepetellida; Haliotidae. The record is from RefSeq and is a predicted model, not a curated record. Gene Ontology annotation, biological process: carboxylic acid metabolic process. Gene Ontology annotation, molecular function: pyridoxal phosphate binding; carboxy-lyase activity. The transcript is spliced from 4 exons. Gene Ontology annotation, cellular component: cytoplasm.